AAUACUGUUAUCGCAGUAAUCCCAUCUUUAAAAAUAAAUGUUUUUGUUUUGAUUUGAAAACAAGUCCUCGACGGAUUUGCUUCUAGAAGUUGAGAUAUGGCAUGAUCCUAGCCUUGAUGGCAUUGAACCCGAACAGCAGACACCCACCGACCGCUCGCUGUGCGCCACACCGGAUCCGACGAAUUUGUCAUAGCCAAUCUCAAGCGGUCACUGUCCAACGGUCUGUACACCCUACGGGACAAGCGGGAUGGAUCAAGGUUUGGCAGCUGUUUGCCGUGAUCUUGGAUAAGAGUGGUGCUGACAUCGAGGUCUUCGUGGCUUGCCGCAACUGCUACAAUGUGCACAAGUUCCAGAUGAGCAUAUCCAGUCUGAUGAAGCACAAAUGCGCCAUGCAACUGGAUGUACCAAACCACAACUCGGAAUGGAAGCCAGAUAUAUAUAUAAAAGCAUGCUAGAAUAAGCAAUUGCAAGGCAAUGAUGGAGUCCUUCUAUGUGGAGUCCGACAGCCAGAGGAAAGGUUCCCCUUUAAAAUGACAUAAACUUCUUUGGCUUGCCAUUGCUUGAUUCCGAAACUCUAAACCUAAAAGUAUAAUUGACUAAGCAAGUCCAUGCGUUUAAAAACAAUCACAACUAAAAAUAUUUAAAAGCCAAUCCUCUUAUUUAAGUAUGGAGAGAAGAGCAAAAUAUUGUUGUAACCAGGAAACUCUAGUGUAAAAUAGGUUGGUAGCCCAAAAUGUGUAGGUCAAAAAAAUGUACAGCUGGAAAACUUCGAUGUUUUUCAGUUUUUUUAAAACAUUGAGAGUUUUCGAAAGCAAUCGAUGUUUUCUCCGCACUAACACAGACACUUUAAUACAGCGAGAGAAACAAAUAAAUUGUUUAAUUUUAUAAGAAAUAAUUAGACAAGUUUUGGAGGUGGAAGAUCGAUAAAGCUUUGAGAAAACGUAGUAGAUAUGCUACUUUUCAUCAACAAGAACCAAAACAUAUGAUCUCUUACUUUGAAUAUUGUUUGAUCAAGGAAAUAAAACGUUUUUCUGUUUUUGUUUAAACAAA
Drosophila sechellia is the source of this 1050-nucleotide messenger RNA. RefSeq lists its product as uncharacterized. The transcript is spliced from 2 exons. Bases 102 to 455 code for a protein of 117 amino acids. The record is from RefSeq and is a predicted model, not a curated record. NCBI's taxonomy places the organism in Eukaryota, Metazoa, Arthropoda, Insecta, Diptera, Drosophilidae.